AUGGCUUCGGGUCAGACUUCCGUUCCUCACUUGACGACCGUCGCGCUUUCGAAUACGAUGUUGCAUUGCCGUAAGAUCUGCUGCUGGCACUCGCGAUGCUGCCGUGCAGCGACAUACUUGCUCAUUGCUUUCUUCCUGCUGGCUGCCAGCGGUCUUGUUGCCUUCGACUUUCUCUUCGACGAUCUGGAAAGGCGCGAGCUUGUAAAGAACCUUGAGAUCACCAACGGUUCAAUUACUUACCGCGUGUUAACUGAGGACAGCGAAGGUUUAUUUAACAUUACCGUCAUGAGCGUCAUAAACCCAUAUGAAGUCCAGUAUAAAAAGGCAAAACCAAGGCUUAAGACAUACGGGCCUUAUGUUUACAGAAAAAUUGUGAAGAAAAGAAACGUAACAUUAACCGUGGAAGAUGGAAGAAGAUAUAUUCAGUUUGUGGAUUACACGACCUAUCACUUCAACUUAAACCUCUCUUCUGACGAUGCAAAUGAAACCGUCAUCACUGUGCCAAAUUUGGCCAACUCGAUCAUUCGAUAUAUUAUUGAUGAAAGCCAAGGUAAAAUUGGAUCACUUGCGAAGUGGUUCAUUAGUUCAAAGAUGUUUAUUAACAUCACCGUGAAUGACUUUCUCUGGGGAUACGAUGAUUCGGAUUUGUGGUGGCUGAGUUGGUUCAAGUAUUCCGACUCGGGACGGGCUGGUGUACUAAUUGCACUCAACAACUCGAUUACCGGACCGUAUAAAGUAAACACUGGCAUCGGCGACAUCUCAAGAUUGGGCAUAUUGGAAUCUUUUGAAAACAAGACGUACGUACAACAUUAUUUCCACAGACUGCAUGCUUCUUGUCUCAGGAUGAGCAUUCUAGUCUUUACCCUCAUGGGGAACCACAGGUUGACACUGUUAUGGGACGUAUAUUUGCAUUGCCAUAAACCUACAUUCCUAGACCUUGUGAGACAGCGGAAUGGAUGGAAUUAA
Mesocestoides corti is the source of this 966-nucleotide messenger RNA. Lineage: Eukaryota; Metazoa; Platyhelminthes; Cestoda; Cyclophyllidea; Mesocestoididae. The record is from the annotation of a GenBank genome assembly.